Aspergillus calidoustus is the source of this 951-nucleotide messenger RNA. NCBI's taxonomy places the organism in Eukaryota, Fungi, Ascomycota, Eurotiomycetes, Eurotiales, Aspergillaceae. The record is from the annotation of a GenBank genome assembly.
AUGCAUGUCCUAAUCACAGGCGCCGCUGGCUUCAUUGGCCAAUUGCUCGCCAAAGAGCUGCUCAACGAUCCUUCCUAUACACUCGUCCUAACAGAUAUCAAUGAACCCCCGGUUCCGGCGGGCGUCAAAUACCCCCAAAAUGCGCGCACGGUGACGGCAGAUCUUCUCACAGGUGCUAGUACAGUUGUGGAUAAAUCACUGGACACUGUCUAUGCUUUCCACGGCAUCAUGUCAUCUGGGUCAGAAGCGAAUUUCGAUCUCGGUAUGACAGUCAACGUCGAUGCAACCCGGAAUCUACUCGAGGCACUCCGCGCAACAUGCCCCGGUGUUAGGGUGAUAUACUCUUCCAGUCAAGCCGUCUACGGGCAACCACUUCCGGAAGUGGUUGACGAUAGUGUCAUUCCCACCCCUCAGUCAUCAUAUGGUGCGGAGAAGAUCAUCUGCGAGACACUGGUCAACGAGUACACACGCCGUGGCUUUAUUAAUGGAUUCACGUUGCGAUUUCCCACCAUAUCAGUCCGUCCCGGUCGUCCCACCGCUGCUGCUUCUUCCUUCCUCUCUGGUAUGAUCCGUGAGCCGCUGAACGGCGAGGAGUGCGUUAUCCCCGUUGAGGACCGAUCUUUCAAAUCAUGGCUUUGCUCGCCCAAGACCCUCGUGCAUAAUCUUAUCCUUACGCUGUCGCUGCCCGCCGAUUCUGUCCCGCCGCAUAUCCGCCAGAUCAAUGUACCUGGCAUCUGCGUGACUGUGCAGGAAAUGAUGGAUGCGCUGGCCAAAGUAGGAGGGGAAGAGAAGCUGGCUCUUCUGAAGGAGAAAGAAGACCCAACUCUCAGGCCAAUCUUGGAUUCAUGGCCGACACGUUUCGAUAAUGCUCAGGCAAUCUCUCUGGGAUUCAAGCGCGAUGGUUCAUUCGAAGAAGCAGUUAGAGACUAUCAGCAGUCGCUUGGCCAGUAG